UAAGCACAUAGUUUGAUCCGCCCACUCCCAUUCUACACUUCAUUAACACACCUUUUCCUGUUGUUUGCCCUUACUUGAGCAAUAGCUAUACAUACAAAUCGUAUUAACAUUUUAUAUACGACGAAAUGGCAGAUAAAGUCUUGAAAAAACUUCGGACUGAUCUGAGGGAUGGUUUGACCGAGGCAGUCAUCAAAAAUUUGUUGGAUGAUCUUCAGGAUAAGAAUGUGCUAGGAAGUGAGGAGAUUGAAGUAAUAGUGCAGAAGACCAAAACGCGAGCUGAUCAAGUUCGAGAUCUGAUUGAUGGUGUGAGCAGAAAGGGGACAAAAGCAAGUGAAAUCAUGUUCACAUGCUUGAAGGACAGAGACAACUAUCUUUACGACAACCUAAACAUAGACAGCCUUUUAGCAAUUCCUGAAGCAGGAGCGACCUGUAGUCCUACACCAACGCCACAUAGUACGACAGAUGAACAAAACACUAUGAAGGUGUACAAAAUGGACAGUAAUCCACGUGGACUGUGUGUAAUUAUUAAUAACGAGAACUUUGGAACCCCCAAAAAGAAACGAAACGGAUCCCAAAAAGAUGUUGAUGCUCUGAAGGCCUUAUUCGAAUGUUUGGGCUUUCUGGUUGAAGUCGAGAAAGACAAGACCGCAGAUCAAAUAAAAGCGCUUAUGGCCAAAUACAGUAACGAUCCUCGUCACGAAGACUGCUUUGUCUGUUGUGUGAUGAGUCAUGGAAAUAAGACUGGUGUCCAGGGAAGUGAUGGCAAAAUAUGCCCCCUGAAUGACAUCACCUCCCCAUUUGAUGGAGUCAACUGCUCUGCUCUUAUUGCCAAACCUAAAGUGUUCUUUAUCCAGGCAUGCAGAGGAUCUGAGAUGCAGAGUAAAGUGGUGGUUACAGAUGAUGCUGAUGCCAGUCCUGGCAAUGUAUCAUACAGCAUUGCCAAAGAUUCUGAUUUUCUGAUCGUCCAGUCCACUGUGGAGGGAUAUUAUUCAAUCCGUGAUCCAUCCAGUGGAUCAUGGUUUAUUCAGUCCCUUUGUGACCAAUUAAAAGAAGGAAGUGAACAAGGCCAGGACAUCUUGACGAUCCUCACUAAUGUCAAUAACGAUGUAAGCCUUAAAGAGGGCACAAUGUUAAAGAACAAUGAUAGAGUAGACGCAAAGGUGACCCCUCAGCAACUGUCCACCCUGAGGAAGCAUCUUAUUUUCAAAGCACCGAAGGGUCAGGCUGCUGCUUCUAAACAGAAGAAAACAGGCUAAACAUCCUGAAGAAGAGGAGGAAAUCUUGCCAUUGCCAUUAUAGUAGCCUGUUCCUCUCUGUUUUUCCCAUAUUUGUUAUAUUGGAUUUUAGAAUGUUUACCACAGGAAAGUGGACCUUGAGGGCCAGAGUUGAGAACCCAUGUUUUAAGAAAUCUGUGUUUAAUCACAUAGCUUUCUUUAAUU
Messenger RNA from Onychostoma macrolepis, 1439 nucleotides. RefSeq names its product caspase 22, apoptosis-related cysteine peptidase (gene casp22). Gene Ontology annotation, molecular function: cysteine-type endopeptidase activity. The coding region runs from base 126 to 1256 and encodes 376 amino acids. Gene Ontology annotation, biological process: regulation of apoptotic process; proteolysis. The record is from RefSeq and is a predicted model, not a curated record. Lineage: Eukaryota; Metazoa; Chordata; Actinopteri; Cypriniformes; Cyprinidae. The transcript has 7 exons.